Molecule: messenger RNA, 633 nt
Organism: Paramuricea clavata
Lineage: Eukaryota; Metazoa; Cnidaria; Anthozoa; Malacalcyonacea; Plexauridae
Source: the annotation of a GenBank genome assembly
AUGGUCCUCAAUAUCAUAGUGACGAAUUCGCCCAGUUUGCAAAGGAGUGGGGAUUCAAACACAGUACCAGCAGCCCUCGUUAUCCUCAAGCGAGUGGAACGAGCAGUAAAGACAGUGAAAAACAUCCUGAAGAAGGAACAAGACCCAACAAAAGCACUACUGGCAUAUAGAUCAACACCAUUAGCAAGCGGAUACUCUCCAGCAGAACUCCUUAUGGGAAGAAAGAUAAAGUCAACAAUACCAAUAACGCUACCACAUUUAACACCACAACUGCCAAACCAGAAACUCUUCAUAGAAAAGGAAGAAGUAUAUAGAUCGAAGCAGAAAAAGAACUUUGACAAUCGCCACAAAGCUCAACCAUUAAAACCUCUACCACCAGGAGCACCAGUUUACAUCACAGACAUGGAUUGUACCGGAACAGUAAUUAGACCAUCAAAGAAACCAAGAUCAUAUCUGGUUGAUACUCCUACAACGGUAGUAAGACGAAACCGAGUACAGCUGCAAAACAUUCCCAAGGACAUUGAUAAGAAACAAGACCAACAGGAAACAACACCAUCAUUAAAUAUAAAUAGCAGACCUAACAGAAUUAAAACAUUGUCUUUGAAAGCAAGAGAAAAUCUUGGACUAGAGUAG